Molecule: messenger RNA, 1858 nt
Organism: Neurospora crassa OR74A
Lineage: Eukaryota; Fungi; Ascomycota; Sordariomycetes; Sordariales; Sordariaceae
Product: glutathione transferase
Exons: 3
Coding region: 534-1550 (338 amino acids)
Cellular component (GO): cytoplasm
Molecular function (GO): glutathione transferase activity
Source: RefSeq, a predicted model, not a curated record
CACAAUUCCAACUCUCCGUCUGCGUCGACAUCUGUGGCUGUCCUUGCCGAAUUUGUCAUCAACUGUCGAUGGGAAGGUGCGUAUGACUGCCCACAGGCACAGGAGAGGGCAGUACCUCUAGAUUAGGUCAUACCCCAGACGAGACUUCGUCCUUUUCCACGAAAUCCUUCAAUUGACUUCAACACCAUCCGAGUCUCGUCGUCUGCUUCUUCCCUGACUCUUCCUACGAACUGAACCAUUGCGUCCACCUGUGCCCUCAUCAACGCUUCUCGACUUAUCCGUUGUGCUGACUGAUUGCUACACCACCAUCACAUCAUUGACUCAUGUGACUCUCGAGUCGUUCCCCCCGGUUUUAUUGUCGAGUUGUUGCCCAGUACCCCUCUUCUUCUUUGACCGGCCUGACUUCUUGACUUCGACUUUUCGAGGAUUGCGUUCCGUUUCCCUCAUCCAUUGCGCCAGUCUUCAUAUCCGCAAACUUUGAUUAGCAAGCCUUGUAAAACAUCAUCUUCUAGCUAAAUAUCUCCAUACUGACAAUGGCUUCCAAAGAUAACGAGGGAUCCGGAGCUUUCAUUCGCAGCGAAAGCGCAUUCCGCCAUUUUAUCUCCCCUGAUCCCAAUGCUCAAUUUCCAGCAGACAAGGGGCGGUAUGCUCUGUACAUCUCGCCCACAUGUCCUUGGGCACAUAGAACCUCCAUAGUCCGGAUUCUCAAAGGACUCGAGGACAUUAUCGACCUGUACGAACUCCACGCAUCCAUGGGUCCCACGGGCUGGUACUUUAGCGGUAAAGGUUCUUCCUUCCCUGCAGACCCCUUUUACGGCUUCAAGUACCUCCCCGAUCUCUACAAGAAGGCCGACCCCUCCUUCACCGGUCCUUUUACAGUUCCCAUGCUCUGGGACAAGAAGACCCACACCGUUGUCAACAACGAAAGUUCCGAGAUUAUCCGCAUGCUCACUACCGCCUUUGAUCACCUCCUGCCGGAACACCUACGUGAAGUGAACAGGCCAGGUGGCGGACUGUACCCGAAGCAUCUGCAAUCUUCCAUCGAUGAGGUGAAUAGCUGGGUCUACAAUUUGAUCAACAACGGAGUGUACAAGACAGGCUUCGCUACCACCCAGCAGGCGUACGACGCGAAUCUGUACCCACUUUUCGAGGGACUCGAUCGUGUUGAGCAACUCCUCUCCUCCCCUGCACCCAGCGAUGGUGGCUCGCCAGAAACAAAGUCAAGGAAAUACCUUCUUGGGGACAACCUCACUGAGACUGACGUCCGUUUGUAUACCACAAUCAUUCGAUUCGACGUCGCGUACCGCCCAGUGUUUCAGUGUAGCCUCAAAUCCAUUCGACAUGACUAUCCAAAUAUCUACUCCUGGCUCCGCCGCUUGUAUUGGGAUCAAGACAGCCGCGAGACCAAUUCCGCAUUCCACUCGACAUCUGCACCGUACCUAAAUAUGUAUGGGCCGUCAUACGCCGCUGCAAGGCACAAGAAAGUUUUUGGCGGGCAGGGGCCUUUCAUUGUCCCUGGGGGGCCGACACCGUUGAUCGAUCAGUUGUAGGGCAGAAUUUCCACAAAUGAAAAUCUUCGAUGCUCUGCUGCAGACAUUACUGCGAAACGAUGAUCGUUGGUCGGCCGGUAAACGAAAUGAAUGCUUCCUCUUCCUAUUACACAAGACCGUCCAACAGGAUCCAACGCUUUCAAGGAGUGAAAAAAGAAGACAAGGAAAGUGCGAAAAUAGAGGUCGAAAGUAACAGCCUGUCCAAAGGUUACCUCGUGUCGUUUUUGUCAGCCAAUUCUCCAAGCAUAGAGAGGCGCAAUGGAUGAUACCUCUAACUGUGGCCAUUAGACAAAUUACUGGGGUUGAUG